ACCAAACAAAACCAAAGGAUGUGCCUCCUUGAGGAUUAUGCCGAAGUAUUUCCAGAGAAGAGAUUUGGGUUUUUUGUUUGUUUGUUUGUUUGUUUUGUUUUGUCGUGCUGUUUUGUUUUUCACCUUAAAAACAAGAAUUUCAUCCUAAAAUACGAAGGAAAAUAACUUGAAGAUUGUGCCAUGCAGCUAGAGUCUAAAUCUGACAAUAGCUUUCUAUUUGAUUUGGUUCACCCGGUUUACUUCACCAAGUGGUCUCAGGUGGCCUGUUUCAGGUGGAGGUGGGCUUGCCAAAGCCACAGUUGUCCUGGUUGGCCAAAGAGAUGUGAUCCCUGGCUACCUCCAGACUAGCCAAUUUACAGAGAUGGUAAAAAAUAUAUGAUUUGGUUCUUUUUAAGUUUUCCUUUUCUCUCUCUCUCUCCCACAAAUGCUGUUUUCUGUAAGUCAUUUUAUUUUCUUUAGGGAAGGGGAUCUUACUCUCUCAAGUGCUAUGUGAUGCCCUUGCCUAAAAAGUCUUCCCAUUAACUGAGUUGGCCUGAAGGUCAUAAGCCAUAAUCAAUACAAGGAGGGCUGGUUGCUGCAAGGUGCUAAUUGACAUCCCCUAAGAGGAACAGUGUCAACAAUCAAUAAAGGAGACACGGCAUAGGUAGAUUUAUGGCUUUGAUUUUGAAAGGGUGCAGGAAUACCCAGUGAUGCUCUUCCCUGCACUGCUUUUGAAUGUUAAUGUUUUCUUGAGGAUGAUUUCAGACUCACUGCGAGGAUACUGCCUCUACUCACUGAAGCAGAAUCCUCUGAAGAGUUGCUGAGGCAGAACUGAAAUCAUGGCUUUGCCUCCAAGAAGCAGCUGUAGUGGCCGUUAACGAUGCCUCGCGCGGGAGGAAGAUGCCCCUUUAACUCGGGGGUUUUAAUGGGAAGUUUCUGAGCCUGAGACAACAGCUUUGGAGCUGGGGUGUGCCAUCGGCGGCUGCUCCUCGCAGCUACCUCUGUCUCCUGCUUGAACUCAGCCGGGCUGGGAAGAAUGGAAUGGAGACAGGCUUCUAACUACCUGUAACUGCUUCACCAGGAGAUGGAUCAAGCAGUUUGCCCAGCCAGAUCCAGGAGGUGAUGGACAGUACACUCGCCUGGGAGGUUCACAUACCUGGAGUAGACGAGUGUGUCAGAGAGAGGCAUGUGGGAGAAACUUCAACUCUGUGAGGAAGAAUGUGCCUGAGACUUUAGCACAAAAAGGAGAGAUUGGGUUACCUCAGGUUAUGUGUUACCCGAGUCCUUGCAAAUCAUGGUCCUGUUUCAGCUGUCUGUUCUUGGGCUAUUGCAGAAUAUUGCAACACUUUAGCAUACACCAUUGGACCUGGCAGAGAGAAGACACAGAUGCUCCAAAUGAUGAGGAAAGCCCACCAGACACUGUUAUAACACAGCCUCUCCAGGGAGCAGCCACCAUGAUCUCUGCAAACUGAUGAUGGAAGAGAGGGGAACCGGGAAAUUCUGUGCUCUGGAGUCUCUGAAUGAUGGAUGGAGGACAGCCCAUCCCUUCACCCCUGGUACCCUUUGGGAACGCAUCAGAUUCUAGCAUGUCUCUGGAACAGAAAACAACAUUUGUUUUUGUGAUUUUGUUGUUUAUCUUUUUGGGCAUCCUCAUCGUCAGGUGCUUCCGGAUUCUUCUAGACCCAUAUCGGAGCAUGCCAACCUCAACCUGGGCUGAUGGUCUUGAAGGCCUAGAGAAAGGGCAGUUUGAUCAUGCCCUUGCUUAGCAGGGACAGAGUAGGCUGCCCUCCUAAGGAGGCAAAGUGCUUUAGGUCUGAGCGAAGCUUCCUUUUCAUUAAUGUUCUCAACAAAUCAAAUUUUAACCAUCUCUGGUCCUAAGGCAAUGAUCCAUUAUUUCAUAGCCAUGCUAUUGUGUCUCAUUUGAGGAUAAUGAAAAGUUUACAUUACCGACCACCAAGUAGGAAGGAACAGACAUUUGUGUUUACUCAAUGAACGAUUGUUGUUGAAGAUGUGAUUGGAAAACCAAGAGCACCGAAACUAGACUUUGCCAUCAACCGAAGCAAUCUGUGAUCAGAACAGAGAACAAACAAUAAUAGAAACUCUGAUCGGAGUCAGGAUCAAGCAGAGAAGAGAUCACCUUGCUCAAAUCCCGUGUCU
Peromyscus maniculatus bairdii (prairie deer mouse) is the source of this 2136-nucleotide messenger RNA. The record is from RefSeq and is a predicted model, not a curated record. Lineage: Eukaryota; Metazoa; Chordata; Mammalia; Rodentia; Cricetidae.